GGCAUCUGGCGUAUUCCAGUGGAUGAGAUUGAUCGCGCCGGCAGUUUUGCAUCUCAUAUGAACCGAUCCAUCGUCCUCUUGCUGGAGGUGCUGUCUCAGCUGAAGGACCACGACACACUGAUCAAAGUCUCUUUUAUGCUCCAGAGAACCCCUGACCAGGGAAAGUAAGGAUCUCUCAUGACUCAACCAUGGUUCUCUCAGUUUUUCAUGGCAACCAUUUGUUCUAGUGUUUUUGUGUGAAUUUGUUCAACUCUUCUCUUUCCCUUCUCUCUCUCACUCUCAUGUCUUAAAGGAAGUAUUUUGCAGGAUGUGGAUUGUCAGGUUUUGGCCCAGAGAGCAUUUUUCCUAGUUGUAAAAGUUCUGGAGGACAAUCGGAACAAACUCACAAGGGUACGCAACCAAAGCACUCUACACACUUGGAGAGGAGCUGAAAGCAGCUCUGUAGUUUGUAGGAUUUAUAAUUUUGCCGAGCUCUUGCUUGUGUUGUGACAGGCUCUGUUCUUUCUCAGGUGUCGGAGCAGCCUUCCAAAGUGCCUGCGCCCUCCAUGGGGGAAAUGACGACCACGGACACGUCCAACAGGCCCAGUGCAGAGGACAGCAGUCAUGCACUGCAUAAGAAGCCUGAGCUCACUGAGGGUCCCCAGGUCACUGCCCCAGGCUCUGACUCUGUGUCCCGGGAAACCCCUCAGACACAGCCAGCCCUGCUGGCCACAGCCAGAGACAGGGGGGAGCAGCAGCAGAGAACUCCAUCUGGGAAGGUGGAGGCUGCUGUGGGCGAGGGGGCCAGAGCAGGGCCAGAGGAGCCCAUGGAGCUGGACGCUGGCCACUGGGGGCAUCCCUCCAAGACCACAGACUCUCAGGGCAGCCAACCAGACCCUGAGCCCCCCAGAACUGUCCUGGUGCCUGGGGAGAAAGUGGCUGAGAGCAGCCGGGCACCGGAGCUUUCUCUGGAGGACCUGAGCAUCAGCUCCAGACAGCAGCAGCUCCAGCAGCAGCUCCAGUGCCCGGUAGCUAAGGGCCCAGUGUUAGCCAGCGGAGCAGAGCAUGGACUAGCCCAGGGGGCGCUAUGCAGGCCCAGCAGGAAGAGGAAGCUCCUGGAUGACAUGGAGUCAGGCAAAACUCUUCUGCCGGAUACCUACCGGGUGUGGCAGCAGGGCCAGAAGGUCAUGACCUAUGACCUGGGGCGCAUUGAGAAGAUCAUGUCAGAGACGUACAUGCUCAUUAAGCAGGUAUGCUGUACUUUUAUGAGUUAUUGGUGCAAACUCCCCUGUUUACCUUCACGUUUACUGCCACAUUUCUCUCUCCCAUCAACAAUUUAUUUAUAACUGUGCCAUGUCAUGCACACGUAAUAUAUACUCACUGAAAAAGGAAAUGGGUUUUGGGAAAUCCCUCUUGAGAUUGAUUUAGCAAAGAGACCUGAAACACAGAGAGGGGACUUUCCCUGCUCACGCAACUGCUGUAAAAUACUGUUGUAAGGAACCAAAUAGCACACAAGCCUAAUCAUCUUCACAGUGCUACAGAUAUUAACACAAAUAGCACCAUUAAUAUUUACAACUCAUAAUCAUAAGUAUAAUCAUAAAAGGGCAGCAGGCAGCCUAGUGGUUAAGAGCAUUGGGCCAGUAACCAAAAGGUCGCUGGUUCGAAUCCCCGAGCCGACUAGGUGAAAAAAUCUGUCUGUGCCCUUGAGCAAGGCACUUAACCCUACUUGCUCCUGCUAAAUGACAAAACAUUUAAAAUAGGUAAUUAUAAGCUUAGGACUCAUCUCAUCAUAAAUGUAAUUGGUGUUUUCAUUACAUUUUGUAAAUCCUGACCUAGCCUACGGAGCUGUGAGGGGAACGGCACCUCCGUAAUAGAGAACUGUACAAAGUGUUUAUUAUUCUAAAUGUCAAUUAUUCUAAAUGUCUUAUUCUACAACAGUUAUGGAUUUGAUCAUUGCAAGAAAAAUAAUGUUUCAGAUGAAAGGUCUUAUUAUGUAUUACGUGGCCCGGUAAUGGCUUCAGUGGAUUCAGACAGAGAGAAUUGCUCAUUUAUUAUUUCUGUCUUUCCAGCAGACAACAUAGCUUGAUUGUUCACUGACUAAAUUACUGGUUUCCUGUUUUUCUGAGACAGCCGUUGCCUGUUUGAAAGGUAAAGGUUGUGCAUUUUUUAUUUACUUUGGUUUGUCCAGACAGCAUAAUGAUUUUGUGCAUUGUGAUUGGGACCCUUUCUAGUGCACUGGCACUGCUUGUGUAGAACCAGUCUCAUGUUCUUGCCCGCUUACUGACUCUGAAGCCAAAAGUAAACUUCUGAUUCAGUUUGGACUUCUGUUACCUAGAACUGACACUGUUGUAUAAAGUAGGUACCCUACUAGUUCUUGAGAUUCAGUUUGAUUGAGACUGAGCAAAAAGGGACAUUUCUAUUGCAGUUCUUUAAAAUCCCCAAACCUGAAUGUUGAGUUAAUUUAAUUUAAUAAUUUCUUCCACUUGCAUAGUGGAACUGAUCAAAUAAUAGAGGGAUUAAUUACAUUCUGUAUUGCAUCUGAGCCAACUUCUCCUAUAGCGUUGGCUGGCAUUGAGGAUCUUGUUUGAGCACAGCUCUCAUCAGCCUCAAGAUGCAUAGAUCUAGUGAUCAAUGCUGACCGUGGGGAACCUGGCAUGACAUUGGCUAUGUGUCAAGCCACAGAGAUGGAGUGGGAGGCAACAGAGGACAGAGGGGCCACUACUAGGCUGAAGAGAGGGAGAUGGCUAGCUACUACACCCCUCGCCCUAUUUAGCUUCUUUCAGUGUCACUUCUCUCUCUCACAUGCACACACACACACAUUGACAGAUACUAUUUCGCAAGUUAAUAAUAUUGAAACCAUUGGAAAGUAUGCUGAGGCUUUGGCUGAGAUUUGCUUCCCAUGUUUUGCGACAUAGAAAAAUAAUGUUUUUUCCCCUGUGGCUGGAAAGGGGUAACAUGACAGUGUCCCUUCUGACACACUCUAAUAGGGCUUGCAUAUCUCUGGAACAAAGUGAGCAACCCUUGACACAUAUUUCUUAGUACAGUUGAGUCAGUGACACUACAUGCUUUUCCCUAACAUGUUUUUAGUGAAACGAAAUGACAGUAUUAGUGCCAAAUUCUUCACCUUGCUUCUUACUUUCCAAAUACAAGCCAUCUCUUAAAAGUUAGCUUCUAACACAAUUGCAAAAGGCUUUUGCGCAGCACAGCAGUUUUGUUUCAUGUCAUUGGAUCUGUUUUACAGUUCAGUGAUGUAGCCAAUAGCCAUGUUCCUCUUCCAUGAAUAUAAAGUACAGAGCAAGAGCAGUUGGCAGGUUGUGUCAAAGGUUUCACAGUUUGCUUUGGCUCAGCUCUAAUCCGACAUGUUUGUGCCCAGGCAAGCCCUCAUUGGUCUGUUAUGCUCGUUCAGAAGAAGGAAAGUUAGUUCUCUCACAGCCCACUCCUCCACUCUACCAAGCUAGGGGGACUUCCUCUAAAGCAAGUCCAAAAUGACAGCUCUCCAGUGUAACCAACCUCUGUCUCAGAGUGCUGCCUCUUGCAGUCCUCCCAGUCUUUGGCCCCCAGGUCUGCCAAGUCAUUCCUAGGGCUGUUACGGUGACCGUAUUACCGCCACACCGGUAGUCACGAGUCAUGACCGCAGUCAAAUUCCAUGUGACAGUUGAGUCACGGUAACUAGGCUUCUCCAAAACUGCGUUCUGAUGCCACUGAUGGACAUUAGUAGCCUACCAAACUUGCUAACGGCCAGUCGCUAAUGGCCUGGUACUCAGCGCCCGAUUGUCCCUCUAAUCACUAUGACAUCAAUGCAAAUGGUUGGAAAAUCAAGUCAAACACUUCAUGAGAGCCCUGGCAUUGAGUUUGAGCGGAAUAGGAUCACCUGUUCCUAUAAGCCUAUAUUGCGCAACAUUUCUAUAGCUUAUGCAAUAGCGUGAGAAAAAGUUUUGAUGGCCUCUAUUAAAAAGAGGAUCCCAUCAGCUUUCUAUAGGCUAGGUCUACUAUAUUUAUUUCUCAUCUUUCCUAAUAUUAAGCAGAUUGCUUCACAACCGGAGUAGCCUACCUGGCUGGCAUGAAAAUGAACCGCGGGAAAAGCGUCCUCCAUUCGCUAUUCAAGUGCAUACGGAUGACGUCUUUUUUUUCCCUGCCUCGGUUCCGACAGGUGCAUGAUAAUGUCCCGUUCUAAAUAAAAAUUCACACAUAUAAUAUUUAGGAUAUGUAAAGACAAGAUUACAUUGAGAAUAGUCUGAUGGGUAAGAAUAUCCUCACAUGUGAAUGAUGCCCAGCGUGUGCCACCUAAGGCAAAAAAAACUGUGCAUGCAGUUUUUGGAAAAAAAUCAUGCAUCAUGUAGCCUAGCCCAUAGGCCUAAUAUACACUGCUCAAAAAAAUAAAGGGAACACUUAAACAACACAAUGUAACUCCAAGUCAAUCACACUUCUGUGAAAUCAAACUGUCCACUUAGGAAGCAACACUGAUUGACAAUACAUUUCACAUGCUGUUGUGCAAAUGGAAUAGACAACAGGUGGAAAUAAUAGGCAAUUAGCAAGACACCCCCAAUAAAGGACUGGUUUUGCAGGUGGUGACCACAGACCACUUCUCAGUUCCUAUGCUUCCUGGCUGAUGUUUUGGUCACUUUUGAAUGCUGGCGGUGCUUUCACUCUAGUGGUAGCAUGAGACGGAGUCUACAACCCACUCAAGUGGCUCAGGUAGUGCAGCUCAUCCAGGAUGGCACAUCAAUGCGAGCUGUGGCAAGAAGGUUUGCUGUGUCUGUCAGCGUAGUGUCCAGAGCAUGGAGGCGCUACCAGGAGACAGGCCAGUACAUCAGGAGACGUGGAGGAGGCCGUAGGAGGGCAACAACCCAGCAGCAGGACUGCUACCUCCGCCUUUGUGCAAGGAGGAGCAGGAGGAGCACUGCCAGAGCCCUGCAAAAUGACCUCCAGCAGGCCACAAAUGUGCAUGUGUCUGCUCAAACGGUCAGAAACAGACUCCAUGAGGGUGGUAUGAGGGCCCGACGUCCACAGGUGGGGGUUGUGCUUACAGCCCAACACCGUGCAGGACGUUUGGCAUUUGCCAGAGAACACCAAGAUUGGCAAAUUCGCCACUGGCGCCCUGUGCUCUUCACAGAUGAAAGCAGGUUCACACUGAGCACGUGACAGACGUUCUGCUGCCUGCAACAUCCUCCAGCAUGACCGGUUUGGCGGUGGGUCAGUCAUGGUGUGGGGUGGCAUUUCUUUGGGGGGGCCGCACAGCCCUCCAUGUGCUCGCCAGAGGUAGCCUGACUGCCAUUAGGUACCGAGAUGAGAUCCUCAGACCCCUUGUGAGACCAUAUGCUGGUGCGGUUGGCCCUGGGUUCCUCCUAAUGCAAGACAAUACUAGACCUCAUGUGGCUGGAGAGUGUCAGCAUUGAUGCUAUGGACAGGCCCGCCCGUUCCCCAGACCUGAAUCCAAUUGAGCACAUCUGGGACAUCAUGUCUCGCUCCAUCCACCAAUGCCACGUUGCACCACAGACUGUCCAGGAGUUGGCGGAUGCUUUAGUCCAGGUCUGGGAGGAGAUCCCUCAGGAGACCAUCCGCCACCUCAUCAGGAGCAUGCCCAGGCGUUGUAGGGAGGUCAUACAGGCACGUGGAGGCCACACACACUACUGAGCCUCAUUUUGACUUGUUUUAAGGACAUUACAUCAAAAUUGGAUCAGCCUGUAGUGUGGUUUUCCACUUUAAUUUUGAGGGUGACUACAAAUCCAGACCUCCAUUGAUAAUUUUUGUGUGAUUUUGUUGUCAGCACAUUCAACUAUGUAAAGAAAAAAGUAUUUAAUAAGAUUAUUUAAUUCAUUCAGAUCUAGGAUGUGUUAUUUUAGUGUUCCCUUUUUAUUUUUUUGAGCAGUGUAUUUUGAUAUGUUUUUUAUCACAACUAAAGUGGCUAAAUAACUCUAAUCGUAGCCUAUAGGCCUAGGAUCCCUGGAACAGGGUUGGAGAGCACAUAGCCCACAGAGCCUAGUGAAACGUGUUCUUAUAAGCCACUAUUUAAACGAGGAUUCCAGCUCUCGCGUGCUGCUAUAUUUAUUGCUCAAUUCUUACAAUUAAGCACAUUAAUCCGCUUUACAACCGGUGUAGCCUACCUGGCAUAUUAAAAACGUAACCGUGGGAAGUGCUUCCUCCAUUCACCAUUUGAGUGCAGGCUAUGGAUGACAUCAAUCAAAAAUAAUUCCACACAUAUUAGUAGGCUAUAUGUAAAGACCAGAUUCAAUUCAGAAUAGUCUGAUGGGUGAGAAUAUUAUCAAGUACUUGUCAAAUUGUGAAUGAGAGACUGAUUAAGUGCGAGCAGCCUGUGCAAGAAACAGAGCAGAGCGCAUGCCUUUCAUGCAACUUUUUUCAAAUCAUCAUUAGUCACAUCAUACAGCCUUAGGAUAUAUUAGAAAUGAUAACAUGUAGCCUAAGGUUUGUAUCACAACUAAAGUUGCAUAAAUAACUGUAAAUUAAGCAUAUAGGAUGACCUGUUUCAAAUUAUCACUUUGUUAACCGCAUUUUGCGAAAAAUAUCCUUUCUAUUUUAUUCAGCUAUCUUCAAUUGUAGUCUUCGUACUAUAAAAUAAUAUUAAAUAAUGCCACGGGAAUUAUAAGCGAAUCUUGUCUGCUAAAUUAAUUAGUGUAAAUCACAGCUUAUGGCAUAGCCAGAUCAGGGCCUAACGUAAGGAUGACUAUUAUGUUCAUCUGAAAUAGGUUACAUUUUCUUAAUAUCAUAGGCAAAUGUUUCUUUAGACCUGCCUAAAAUAAAUAAUUAUUUUAUUGAUGGUGUAGGCUAUAUUAAUUUGAUUUAUUCCACUUUUUAAAUUGUUGAUGUUCCAAAGGUCUGCAUCAGUGGCUUGUAGGCUAUGCGUGGAAGCCCGGAGAUGGUAAACUUGUUUAUGUUAAUUAACGUCAAUGAUCAUGAGACUGGCAGUUAUUUGCAUGACAGUUACCGGCUGACAAAAUGUCAUGACCGCCACAGCCCUAGUCAUUCCGCAAGCCAUUUCCUGUGGCAGCAGCAUGUUACAACCUAGAGGGUUCCACCUACUGUGUAUGGUCAAUGCAGAACCAAACAGCGUUUACCACCACACCACUACAUAAUAAACUAGCUUGUCUGAGGGAGAGGUGAACAUGGAGGCUUACUUUCAUGUGUGCUUCUCCUGCGCAGCAUCAGCUUCCUGACUCCCACACACAGAGGCACAUAUCUACAGUCUGACAGAUAGAGAGCAGCCAGCCUUCACAGAGAGAGGCCUAAUGAGGGCCGCCGCCUCCUAUUGCCACGGCCACAUUCACUCUGAGAAAGGUCUUUUUCUAUGUCUGUUAGCUGCCCAGAGCAGCAUCAGUGGUGCUAAGGUGGCUGUAUGAACGGUGUAUUGCUCUGCUCUGAUUGUCUCUGUUCUCUUCUCUUCCCGCAUGUUGUGGACAGGUGAAUGAGGACGUGGCGCUGGACCAAGCCGUGAAGUUCUGCCAGAUACAGAUGGCCACGUCAGCACAACGACAGGUAUGGGGGAUGACCUGGCCCACACUACAGUGCACAUACACAGAGUACAUUACAUUUCAUGCAUAUACCCUACACCUACAUGGACCCCAUACAAACACAACACUCACAAAU
Coregonus sp. 'balchen' is the source of this 7581-nucleotide messenger RNA. The record is from the annotation of a GenBank genome assembly. NCBI's taxonomy places the organism in Eukaryota, Metazoa, Chordata, Actinopteri, Salmoniformes, Salmonidae.